CGACCGAGAUGGCGGCCUCCGGGGGCCUAGAGGGACCUUGGGCGUGCACUCGCCCUUCCGGCUCGGACGUUAGUUAGUGACCAGCUCCUCGGUGUUCUGCAGAGAGUGGGUUUCAGCGAGUUCUACGUGCCAGGUCCGCCCGGUGCCGGCUUCCUCGCUGCCCCUGGCGGCUCGUCAGCCCCCACUUUCCCUGAACUUGGUCCCAAUGGCGGCCCGCCCCUCCUUCACCCGGACCGUGGGCAUCUGGGCCUCGCCGAAGCCGCCAAGGUGGUUGCUCGGGCUUCUAGAGCCUGUGUCCAGCCCUUUGCCACCGAGGCCUGAUCGUCUUUUCUGCCCUAAAGAACUUGCCCUGACAGCCUCUCGCUCCCGCUCCUGAGGAUCUUGCUUGUCCAAACCCAGAAGACAGUGCAUGAAGCCAGGGGACAUCCGCCAUGCUCCAAACAACUUGGCCUCAGGAGUCAGUGACCUUUGAGGAUGUGGCUGUUUACUUCACCCAGAAUCAAUGGGCCAGCCUCGACCCUGCGCAGAGGGCCCUGUACAGGGAGGUGAUGCUGGAGAAUUAUGCAAAUGUGGCUUCCCUGGUAGCAUUUCCAUUCCCCAAACCUGCUCUGAUCUCCCACCUGGAGAGAGGGGAAGCACCAUGGGGCCCAGAUCCCUGGGACACCGAGAUUCCGAGAGGCAUCAGUCAAGGUGGUGAGUCCUGGAUCAAAAAUGAAGGGCCAGUUAUAAAGCAGGAAGCCUCUGAAGAAAUGGAGUUGCACAGAAUGCCAGUAGGAGGACUUCUCAGGAAUGUUUCUCAGCACUUUGAUUUUAAAAGAAAGGCACUGAAGCAGACUUUCAAUCUAAAUCCAAAUCUGAUACUUCGAGGUGGAAUGAAGUUCUAUGAAUGUAAAGAAUGUGGGAAAAUCUUCCGAUAUAACUCAAAGCUUAUUCGGCAUCAGAUGAGUCAUACUGGGGAAAAGCCCUUUAAGUGUAAGGAGUGUGGCAAAGCUUUCAAGUCCAGCUAUGACUGUAUUGUACAUGAGAAAAACCACAUUGGAGAAGGGCCCUAUGAAUGUAAGGAGUGUGGCAAAGGUUUGAGUUCCAACACAGCCUUGACUCAACAUCAGAGGAUCCACACUGGAGAGAAACCCUAUGAAUGUAAAGCGUGUGGAAAGGCUUUCCGUAGGAGUGCAGCAUACCUGCAGCAUCAGAGAUUACACACAGGAGAGAAACUCUAUAAAUGUGAGGAAUGUUGGAAAGCUUUCGGUUGUAGGUCACUUUUUAUUGUCCAUCAGAGAAUUCAUACUGGGGAGAAACCUUACCAAUGUAAGGAGUGUGGCAAAGCCUUCACCCAGAAAAUAGCCUCCAUUCAGCAUCAGAGAGUUCACACUGGGGAGAAGCCUUAUGAAUGUAAGGUGUGUGGGAAAGCCUUCAAAUGGUAUGGAAGUUUUGUUCAGCAUCAGAAAUUGCACCCUGUGGAGAAGAAGUCAGUCAAGGUCCUUGGGCCAUCCCUGGUCAGUCCCCAGUGCCCCUCUCCAGCCUUACCUCCUGUUCUUCUCCAGGGAUCCUGUUCUGCUCCAGCCGUGGCUGUGCCUUCACUGACCUUUCCACAUGCUGUGCUCAUUCCUACCUCUGGGAAUUUGUUCAUGCUGCUGCCUACAUCUGGAAUACCUUCUUCAUCUGCCCAAAUAGUGCGUGUCUUCCAGGGUCUUACUCCCACUGUGAAACCUUCCCCAGUUAUUCUCACCCCUUCCUCUCACUCCUCAUGAGCUUUAUCUUGUCAGUCUUAUGGCUCUUAUGCCUGGCAAAUCUCCACCCUAAUUUUAUAUAUUUUUUUGAGACAGGGUCUUGCUCUGUCACCCAGGCUGGAGUGC
Messenger RNA from Nomascus leucogenys (northern white-cheeked gibbon), 1856 nucleotides. RefSeq names its product zinc finger protein 621 (gene ZNF621). The record is from RefSeq and is a predicted model, not a curated record. NCBI's taxonomy places the organism in Eukaryota, Metazoa, Chordata, Mammalia, Primates, Hylobatidae. Gene Ontology annotation, biological process: regulation of transcription by RNA polymerase II. Gene Ontology annotation, molecular function: RNA polymerase II cis-regulatory region sequence-specific DNA binding; DNA-binding transcription factor activity.